This is a messenger RNA of Anopheles maculipalpis, 2262 nucleotides long. RefSeq lists its product as uncharacterized. The transcript is spliced from 5 exons. The coding region runs from base 1 to 2247 and encodes 748 amino acids. Lineage: Eukaryota; Metazoa; Arthropoda; Insecta; Diptera; Culicidae. The record is from RefSeq and is a predicted model, not a curated record.
AUGGUACGUUUAGUGGUUCUGUUGCUGUGCGUGUCGAUGGCGACAACGCAAAAACCGGGCAACUUUAACUUCAAAGAGAAAGGUUUCAAAAGCAGCCAAAGUUACGACAUAGAUCCACAAGUGUUGGAAAUCCAGCGCCAGAACCUAAUAACGCAGAAGAUCCUUCAGCGUUACCUAGAGCGGCGGUUACAUCCGGGCCGCAAGCCACAGAUCCGCGUGCCAUCGGUGGAGGAGAUACUUCCGAAACCCUUCUCACCGCUCGCGUCCGUCCGGGACGUGCGACAGCAAAACCAAACUGCCUCCAACGAGUCUGGAGGAUCGCGGUACGAUCUGUUCAACGUACGGAACGGUCGACAGUACAACCGGACGGAAGAGGAUGGUAGCGGGCAGGAUGAGCAGUACAACGAUGAGGAGACGGGUGGUGAAGAUUACCGGGAGGAACGUGAUCUGGACCAGUACGAUGAUCUGGGCGAAUCGUUCGAUAAUGAUCGGUACGAUAUAGAGUCGCUGCAGUCGGGAGAAUCGGAACACGUGGAUUCGUUCUAUCGCGACAAGUACUACAGCAAACAGAGAGCAUCUCAGCUCUCGGCACGCGAUUCUGGCGAGUUGCUUGAUUUGAACGCGCUGGAUGAAGAUUUCGAAGAUGAUCCUGAGCUAAGCGUGCUGAGCGAGAUCACGAACGAAGUGCGCUUGCGCCAGGAAGCGGCAAAAGCAUCACCGGAACAGUCGGAAGAUGGUAGUAGCCGAGUGAAGCGCCAAGCGAUCAAUAACCGCACAUCACGCCGUGGACGAGUGACGUACCGAGACACACCCACGAUUACGAAUCGGGUAGACGCGCGAUACUACACGUCGGACGAUUAUGUCGACUAUCCCACAACGCCCCGGUUGAACAAAAACCUGCGCGACAACUACUCCGAGUAUCGGCUGCUGUCGAAGAGCCGCAUUGCCGCCAACGAACCGGUCAAACCUAGCAGACCACGUGCCACAACGACCCAGACGACACUUGCACGGAAUGCGGCACGAUCGCGUAAUCGUAAUACGCUAAAAUCCCUGGCAUAUAAACCAAACGUUUACAAUGCGAACAGUCGGCGACCAACGUUCACGCUGUCCGCGUACAACAAGUCGCCUACGCGGCCCAGCAGCUCCCGCCGCGGUGGUACUUCACGAGGAGCGUUCAAGGAUGAGGAGCAAGGCCGGAACUGGAAUCGUUUCGGACAGGCAACGCCCUCAACGCAGGACUGGCGUCGGAAGACGGUAAGUCUCGGCAGCUCUAACAUUCAACCAAGCACGGCCGCGUUGACGGUGACGUUCUUCUUGCCAACGGACACAACCGUAUCAGUGGUUGCUAACUCCAAGACGGAGAUCAGCCUGAUCAAGACCACCACGACGAGCAUCGAGGAGAUCUGUACGUCCUGCUUCUCGCUAACGCAAGGUCCCAACGGACUGCCCGUGCACGUGCUCAACAAGGAGAUAACGUCCUUCAACAACGAUGGUCUGUUCGAGAUCACCAAGUUCAUUCUCAGCUCGACGCCUACCACAACGAUCUCGGUGUCGCAGAACACCUUCCGUGGCCGUUCGACAGCAUAUUCGGCCACCAUCUCGACCACAAUCUACGAGGCGACACCGUUCGUACAAACCAAGGGCAAACCGGCCGAUCCCAACUCGGUACUGUCCAAUGCUCCAUUGGCCAAUAUUUUGCUUUCGCAGCUGUUGCUAGGUAAUCUGGGCGUACCCCAGGAGCCUAACUUUAUUCCGCGACCGACUGAAUUCCUGCCCGACCCAAACCGCUACCAAGUAGUGGUGACGACGGCCACCGACUACAAGACACACGUGAAAGAAAUUGUCGAAACGAUCACGCAAACGAAAUCGAUCGUGCUGCCGGUAACGUUCCAGGGACGGGAGAUCUUAACGACUGUGUACGAAAGUGACGUCACCAGUACGGUCGUAACGUCGUUCAUUACGGAAACUCUUACCAUACCGACGACUUCGACGAUUCGCAUUCAGCCAACCACGAACCCGGCGGAUGAUUUGUCCAACAAGUUGAGUCUCCUGUUGCCACUGCUUGAAGAGCGAGAACGACAAAACCGUUUACUGUCCGCCAUUGAGCCAACGUUACCAGUCGUUGCGCCGGCCCCACCAACGAUUGCCCCAUCGCCAACGGCUACCAGCGCUGUGUCGAAGGUGUACGUGUCCGGACAGCAUCCCGGGGAGUUUAGCGUGUCCUUUACCACCAUCUUCAACACGUAAAGUAGCGCAAGUUUG